AUGCGCCUGUGUGCCAAUCUGCUCUUGAUGGCGGUUCCCCUGCAUCUUUGUUUCAGCGAGGUGGCCCCGAUCCCUCCGAAGAUGGUGAACCCGUCCCUUCGUUCGGCUCCUUUUGCUGAUGCUGGUGCACGCAAAGUCGCCCGAUCCCUGCGAGAGCUGAAUGCGGCGGCUGGUAAUGGCAAACUGCCGGAGUCGGUCGCCGGGUUCGCAGGACAUGUCAUGCCGGCACAAGCCUCUAACGAUGUCUCGGGGGCAGUCCAACGGGCAAAACUGAAGGAAGAAGCCAUGUGGGCCGAAUACUUGGCUGCGCCGUAUGUCAACCUGCCUCUCGAGACCCGUUUGGAACUAGAACGUAUUCCUUAUGGCCAGAAGCCCAAAGAUUCGACUCCGGAAAAGUAA
Messenger RNA from Peronospora matthiolae, 399 nucleotides. The record is from the annotation of a GenBank genome assembly. NCBI's taxonomy places the organism in Eukaryota, Oomycota, Peronosporomycetes, Peronosporales, Peronosporaceae.